Messenger RNA from Microthlaspi erraticum, 447 nucleotides. Lineage: Eukaryota; Viridiplantae; Streptophyta; Magnoliopsida; Brassicales; Brassicaceae. The record is from the annotation of a GenBank genome assembly.
AUGGCAAGGACAAAAGGAAGUGAGGCCAUGAAGAAGAAGAAGGAUCCAUUCAUGGAACCACCAAGGAAACAAAUCAAGCUAAGGAGCAGUAGCUCCAAUGCAAGAGCAGCAACACCAUCACCACCACAUUCCAUCGUUGCAAUUCAAGAACAUGAGGAGAGUCCAAGAAGAGAAGAUGAUUGGGCACUUGUAAGCUUUGUUGGAGAGCAAGUCCAAUACCCAAGAAAGUACAAGAAGGCAAUGAAGAAGGUGAACAUAGAACCUUGUGUGAAGAUGGACACCCCAACCCUUGACCUUCUCAAGAUAAGAGAUGAUGUCACAUGGUAUCUAAGGAAGCUUGGCUUGAGCAAGCUCUUCAAGAUAGAGUGCAGCGAGUACUCAAUGCUAACCAAGGAGUUCCUCUCCACAGUCGCUCUAGCCUUCCCUAACAACAACGGAGACCAAUGA